Messenger RNA from Arvicanthis niloticus (Nile rat), 1009 nucleotides. RefSeq names its product olfactory receptor 4C46-like. Lineage: Eukaryota; Metazoa; Chordata; Mammalia; Rodentia; Muridae. Gene Ontology annotation, molecular function: G protein-coupled receptor activity; olfactory receptor activity. The record is from RefSeq and is a predicted model, not a curated record. Gene Ontology annotation, biological process: G protein-coupled receptor signaling pathway. Gene Ontology annotation, cellular component: membrane.
UGAUAUAACCAGCCAUCAUAUGAAGUAAAUGGAGAACCAAAACAAUGUGACAGAAUUUAUCCUUCUGGGACUCACAGAGAACCCAAAGAUGCAGAAAAUUGUAUUCAUUGUGUUUUUUCUUAUCUACAUCAUUUCUAUAACAGGAAAUGUUCUCAUUAUAGUCACCAUAACUUCUACGUCAUUAUUAGAGUCCCCCAUGUACUUUUUCCUGGCUUACCUGUCCUUUAUUGAUGCCUGUUAUUCCUCUGUUAGCACCCCUAAACUUAUAGCAGAUUCACUUUGUGAAAAGAAGACCAUCCUAUUUAAUGGAUGCAUGACUCAGAUCUUUGGGGAGCAUUUGUUUGGAGGUGCUGAAAUCAUCCUGCUGACAGUAAUGGCCUAUGAUCGCUAUGUGGCCAUCUGCAAACCCCUUCAUUAUGCAACCAUCAUGAGUCGAAGACUAUGUAGCCUGCUAGUGGGAGUGUCAUGGUUGGGAGGAUUUCUUCAUGCCACCAUACAGAUCCUGUUCAUUUUCCAAUUGCCUUUCUGUGGCCCUAACAUCAUAGAUCACUUUAUGUGUGAUCUUAAUCCUUUGCUCAACCUUGUCUGCACCGAUACUCACACUCUUGGACUCUUUGUUGCGGCCAACAGUGGCUUCAUUUGUCUGCUAAACUUCCUUCUUCUAUUGGUCUCCUAUGUUGCCAUCCUGCGCUCCCUAAAGAACCAUAGUGCAGAGGGAAGGCACAAAGCCCUCUCUACCUGUAUUUCACACGUAACAGUGGUUGUCUUGUUCUUUGUACCCUGCAUAUUUGUAUACAUGAGACCUGUAGCUACCUUACCCAUUGAUAAAGCAGUUGCUAUGUUCUACACUAUGAUAACUCCCAUGUUAAACCCCUUAAUCUACACUUUAAGAAAUGCUCAGAUGAAAGAUGCCAUUAAGAAAUUGAGUAGCACUAAAAUUCUUUCAAGUGAUAAAUAAACUUAGCUGGAACACAGCAUAAAUUAAACUGAAUCAGAAAAUAAAACAGGU